This is a messenger RNA of Camelina sativa (false flax), 610 nucleotides long. The record is from RefSeq and is a predicted model, not a curated record. Lineage: Eukaryota; Viridiplantae; Streptophyta; Magnoliopsida; Brassicales; Brassicaceae.
ACUGAAGAAGGAAGCUAAGAAGAAAGCACUUGCUAACGGCAAGGAUGCUUCUUCUAAGACGUCCAAGAGCCAUUCUUCUGAUGAGGAUAUUAGCCCCAAGCAUGAAGAGAAUGUGCUGGAUGUGGAUGAGGAUGAAAACGACGAUGAUGAUGGUGUCCAGUGGCAAACCGAUACUUCCAGAGAAGCUGCUGAGAAAAGAAUGAAAGAACAGUUGAGUGCUGUAACUGCGGAGAUGGUGAUACUCUGUCCAAGGGAAGCAAUAGAGAAAAAGGCCCCCAUAAGCAAAUCUAACGGGGAUGUUGUGAAUGCUGAGAAUCCUCCACAAGAGGAGAAGAAUCUCGUGCAGGAGAUGAAAGAGUAUCUGAAGAAAGGCUCACCGAUUAGCGAGCUCAAAAGUUUCAUCUCAUCUCUCUCUGAGCCUCCACAGGAUGUCAUGGACGCACUCUUCAAUGCCCUCUUUGACGGCGUGGGAAAAGGAUUCGCUAAAGAAGUGACUAAGAAGAAGAAUUACUUAGCGGCUGCAGCAGCAACAACACAAGAAGAUGGAUCACAGAUGCAUCUGCUCAACUCAAUCGGAACAUUCUGUGGAAAGAAUGGAAACGAAGAAGCA